AUGCUAUCCUCCAUAGUGUUUUGGGGACUCAUUGCCCUCAUUGGUCCUUCCAAGGGCUCGUACCCUUUUACUCACAUGAUGAACCCUCACCUGCAUCCUCGUGUGUACCAUGGGUGCUAUGGGGACAUCACGACUAUGGAGACCUCUGGGGCAUCCUGUGAUAUAAGCCAGCUGAUUAGCUGUGGGAUCCGUGGUUCUGAAAUGUUUGCUGAGAUGGAUUUGAAGGCCAUAAAGACUUACCAAGUUAUGAUCAAAGAAGUUGGACAGAGGCACUGUGUGGACCCAGCCCUCAUUGCAGCCAUCAUCUCCAGAGAAAGCCAUGGUGGAGCUGCCCUGCAAGAUGGCUGGAACCACAAUGGACUUAAAUUUGGCUUGAUGCAGCUUGAUAAGAAAAUAUAUCACCCUGCUGGUGCCUGGGACAGCAAAGAACACCUUUUGCAGGCUGUUGGGAUUCUAACAGACAAAAUUAAGGCGAUCCAGAAAAAAUUCCCCAUGUGGAGUGUGGCUCAGCACCUCAAAGGUGGUCUUUCAGCCUUUAAGUCAGGAAUCGAAACCAUUAUCACCCCCAUGGACACAGACACUGAGUUCGUCAAUGAUCUUCUUGGUCGAGCUAAAUUCUAUAAAAGGCAUGGGUUCUAG
Messenger RNA from Orycteropus afer afer, 639 nucleotides. RefSeq names its product lysozyme g2 (gene LYG2). Bases 1 to 639 code for a protein of 212 amino acids. Gene Ontology annotation, cellular component: extracellular region. Gene Ontology annotation, molecular function: lysozyme activity. NCBI's taxonomy places the organism in Eukaryota, Metazoa, Chordata, Mammalia, Tubulidentata, Orycteropodidae. The record is from RefSeq and is a predicted model, not a curated record. Gene Ontology annotation, biological process: peptidoglycan catabolic process; defense response to Gram-positive bacterium. The transcript is spliced from 5 exons.